AUGUACAGUAGUCGGAGCUUCGUUCGGCGACAACGUCAGGAAGAAGUCGAGGCGGAAUCGCGAUCGGAGGAAAGGUUUUCGGGAUCUCUGGUUCGUUUGAACGGACAGAGUCUUCUCGAUACGACUGGAAACAACACGACGGCCCGGAAAGUUCAUUCGGAUGUCGUCAUGGGUGUUUUGGAUUCAUCCUCGCACUGGUUGACGUCUUUUGUUUUCAGUGAUCAUGGAGGGACGAGGAGGAGCAGAAGGACAUAUCGGAAUAGCGAUGCACGACGUCCGAUAUCCAGAGGUUCAUCUGUGCGAAUUCGUGGAUUCAAGGGAGUACACGACACUCAAAACAAUGAUCAAUAUGCACGAAGCGUACGAUGUACGAGAAAGAAGUGAAAGGAAAUAAAAUGGUUGUGAUUUCAGAUAGUGAUUCAGAAUGGAAAUGAGGAGAGAGGAAGUACGAAACUGCUCGGCGAGGCACUAAUGACCGCGUUUCCGGAGGCUUCCCUUCAGUCGAUCAGCCUAAAGUGCGCGUGCUUUUCAGUCUCAACAAUGAUCCGCUUUUCAGAUAUUUCAAGCCGGAACGAGGAGAAAAGCAGUUGCGAUCACUGAUAAACGCAGAAGUUUCCUCGAUAUCCGAAGGCUGCUUCCGCCGGACUCUGGCCCUCGGCGCACUGGCCGUUCUGUUCAAGUACAUUCACGAGACACGCUACGUCUUCUUCCGACUCAAAUCGUUGCGAAUUCUGGAAGUGGGCGUAAAUGACACGUGUAUGAUCGACUUUGUUUCUUGGGAAAGUUUGGAAGUUGUAGAAACGGACGAUGCGAGUGUGAGUGUGUGCCCGAGCUUCUCAUAAGGACGAAGAUUGUUUCAGAAGGCGAGGAAGAUUCAGAUGAAGCAGAGAAGAACCCUUCUGUCCGUACUCAAUCACACUGUCACUGUGAGAAUCUCCUCCUCUCCCGUUCCAGUACUUAUUACUUUUCAGGCAAACGGCUACCGUCUCCUUCGCUCGAAUGUUCUUCAGCCCUCUACUAAUCUCACAACGAUCGGAGCCCGUCAAGAUGCCAUCGAAGAGCUGAUCGCGAAGCCCGAGCUGAAGGAUAAACUGCGAAGAGCUCUUUUGAGAGCUCACGGGCUGGAUAGAGUGAUUGCGAUGUGCAUUCAAACGUCUUCCUCGUGGACGGUCAAAGAGUCGGAGGCGAAGAUCAAUCAGAUAAUCAAGCUGAUCCAGACUCUGAAGGUCAUUCAGGGCAUCCGGACUCUUCUGGAUUCCGCCUGUGUCACCUCGGCAAUUCUGAGCGAAAAGACUGAGGUUUUGCUCUGAAUUUGAAAGUUUUUCAGUUGAAAAUGCACGCAUCCUUUCAGUUUCUGAAAGACAAUCGAUUCGAAGAGAUAAUGCAGAUUCUGCUAGAGAAGGUCGAUGAUUCGAUGCUCGACGGACGCAAGAACUCUCUCCAUCUUCAGAACACCAAGUGCUAUGCCAUUCGUGAUUUCGUCGCUGUUCGUCUGGAUUUGGCGCGACAGACUUACGAAGAGCUCGUCAAAAAUGUCGAAGAAGCAGGAGCCCGAGAGAUCGCAGAGCACUUUUUCAAUAAUCCAGCCGUACGACUCUCGUUCUCUCAGUCACGUGGAUUCCACUACACAUUUGUCACGCGGCAGGCAGAAUCCAUCACUAUUCCUCGUGUAAUUAAGACUUCUGAAGUCGAGCCAACCUCCGAAACUCUUUCAGUAUUUCCUCGAAGUGUUCCGCAAUCGCACAACAGUCACAUUUAACUCUCGCAAAAUCAUUGCAUACAAUGGUCAGUCAGUCGAUCGUUCUGCUUGAAAACGGCACAUUUAUAGACCGUUUGGAACAAGUCGUCGCGGAAAUGUAUCUCGCGAGUGACGUCAUCGUGUGCGAUAUGAUCGAGCAGAUGCAGUCGCUGAUUCCGGUCCUGUACUACGCGAUGGAUGCUCUCUCGACGUUCGAUUUCCUUUGCUCACUUGCCACGUAUUCCGAUCUUCGUGACACGUGCCGACCUGAAUUCGGACAGUCAUUCUCAGUCAGUCAAGGAAGACAUCCGAUUCUUGAUUGGGCUGAUUCGGAGAAGACUGUCACAAAUGAUAUUGUAAGCAACAUUUGUAUUAGAUACGCAAAUCCGUACUUUUUCAGUGUCUUACAAGAGAUCGUCGUUUCGGAAUUAUCACGGGCCCGAAUAUGGCUGGAAAGUCGACUUAUCUGAAACAAGCGGCCCAACUGGCUAUAAUCGCGCAGACCGGAUGCUUCAUUCCCGCCGACUACGCCACCAUGCCAAGUGGGACUGGUUGAUUCUUGAAACAUCAAAACUUUUCAGUUUUCUCUCGAAUUUUCUCCCGAAUGGGUCAUAACGAUGAGUUGGUUCGCAACAAAUCGGCGUUCGCUUCCGAGAUGUCUGACGCCGCCGCGAUUGUGCAGUACGCUGACAGAAACUCGCUCGUUGUGCUCGACGAGCUCGCCCGGAGCACUUCCACCGAGGAGGGCAUCGCCAUCACGUACGCCAUUUGCGAGAAGGUGCUCUCUUUGCAGAGCUACACGUUUCUAGCCACUCAUUUCCUUGAUAUUGCUGCACUGGCCAACUACUCUUACGCCAUCGAAAAGUGAGAAUCUCCGGAAGCCUCUAUCGAUCAUUUUCCCCGUUUCAGUUAUCAUUUCCUUCCCCAAGUCGACGAGAAUCAUUACAAACGGCACAAAUUGUUGCGAGGGCAGUACAGAGGACCAUUGUACGGUAAGAAACAUUUAUUAUUGCGGUAA
Caenorhabditis sp. 36 PRJEB53466 is the source of this 2756-nucleotide messenger RNA. The record is from the annotation of a GenBank genome assembly. Lineage: Eukaryota; Metazoa; Nematoda; Chromadorea; Rhabditida; Rhabditidae.